AUUUCAGUCGCUAUAAACAAACCUGCAGGAAGCCAAACUGUGAAGAACACCGUGUUUCUGUGGUUUUAUUUAAUUCAGGAAUCAACUUGUCGCUUUACAGCGAUCAUAAUUAGUGUAAAAGGUCGGAAAGACUUUUCACCUUUAUCAUGGCGGAUUCAGAUGUAGGUACCGCGCAAAAAGCGGACAGCUCUGCAGACCCGUAUGAGAGAGCAGUGAAGUAUCUGGAGAGCCAUAACAUUCUGCAGAUAUUUCAGGAAAUCACAGAGAGCCUGGUUUACGACAGACCUGAUGACCCCCUGCAGUUUAUGUUAGAGCAGUUGCAGAAGAAGAUCCGAGCGCGUGACGAGGCGAACGAAGCUGCAAAAGCUGAAUAGUUUUCUCCGAAAUGGGGUUGUGCAGCGUACAAUGAAGAGUGUGUUAGCCACGUAUUUGCAUACUGGAAUUAUAUUCACUGGGAUGCAGACAUAAUUGCAGCUCCUUUUGUAAAAAAAAAAAAAAAAAACCCGCAAAAAAACAAAACCCACACACACACACACACAAAAAAAAAAAAACCCAAACCUGAUGUAUUCCCUAUUUUGCUUUGACAAUCCUGUUUAGUUUCUUUUAUGAGAUAUUAUUUGUAUUCGGACCAGACCGACCCGUCCGCAGCGUCUUUUGGAAACUCGGCGAGCAGGCCGGAGAGAACUUCCCGAGAGGGAAAAUAUUCUUUAAACACCCGAGCAGGAUCGGUGAAGUUCUGCAGGUGACGAGGAAAAAUCAAUGCGUCCGAAGAACAUGAUGAAAGUAGAUUUGUACUAAGAAACUGGCUUUAGGUUUGCAGUGAAAACAAACACUGGCUCACACACUGUAUUGAGAUUUGCAUGAGGGUAUUUUGGCUGUAGGAGUAAAGGAAGUCUUUGUUUGUAGUAGGUUUACCUUUCAGUGUAUCGCUCUGGUCAUCAUCCUGCGCUUUGAAGCUGCAUCUGCUGUUUCAGCUGCGCCACAUAAAGCCCUGUUAAGUACAUCCUUUCUAUGUGAUUUAAGGGGAGCCAGGAGCGCAGGGCUGAAAAACAAGAGACGUGUCUCCGUCCUGGUGGAUUAAGCACGAAUGAGAAUUGGAUUUCGGUACGUAAGGUUAGAACGGACCGUUUUCUCUCUCUCUCUCUCUUUCUUUUUUUUUUUUUUUUGUACUCAUAAUAAGCGCUUCUGACAACGUGCUAUUACUCAGGAACAUCAUGAAUCUUAAUAAGGCCUGCCAGGCACCGUUCAUCAAUCAGGUUAUAGGACUCCAACGAAGUUUAUAACGAUCGUAUCAAAGCUGUCGCGGAUGAACGGAAUCCUGAAAUGAGUUCGCAUUAGUGUUUUACAUUGCAUCGAUUUGUCAGUUUCUACGUAGGCAUGCGCCGAUAAUCAGGAGUAUAGUGAGUAAGGAAUAAAACAUCGUCGUUAUCGCCAACGUCGUGCUGUUAUAGGAAAACAAUCAGCGAUGAGGUUACUGUUAGCACCCCGACACUGACUGUUGCCCUACACCAGCACGUCCUGAAGUGCUUUAUUCCUCUUACACCACAAUACUAACUGUUAUACUGAGCAAACGAUUACACAAUGUUUUACUGAUGGAAGAACGACACGUCAUAAUUUUUAUCCAUUUGUAGUCACACGUAAUGUCGUGAAACAAGCCAGUUCCUAGCAGUUUAUCAGCUAGCAGCUGUAAACGGUCGUUCUUUCACCAGCCUCUCUCUCUCACUCCCUCAAUCUCUCUUUUUCUCUCUCUCUCUCCAAGUUACCAAGAAAGCGCAAAGAAGUGUAAACUCCUCAGUCCUGAAGAUAUCACAAAAAACAUACAGCGUUACCUUUGAGCGCUGACACUGGAGACUCCUUCCGUGAAUGUUAAACGAACCGUCACCGUAUCAGCAAUCACACACUUUAAAAAAUAAAUAAAUAAAAAUCCCAUUUACAGGAAGCGUCCCUGUGAACGAGGGGAACGAUAACGUAUCGGACGAGCGCGUCAAUAUUAAUAUAAAGCAGCGGCUUGCGGCUGCGCUACUGUCAGAGCCGCUGUUACAGAAACUUCAUCAACACAAAUCAAUCCCAGCUGAAUUCAGCAGUGCUGUGGGAACAAAUUGAGUUAUUUAUCAUGAACAAUAUUGUUAUAAUAAUAAUAAAAUUUUAAAAAGAAGCCAUCCCUGCGAAUUGCAGUCUAAAGUUUGUAAUUUUGGGCAAAUCUUCAAAAGCUCGACUCCUCGGACUUUGACGACAGGUGAAUAAGCGUGUGGUAAAUUUCAUAUACAGUACAGUAAUAAUAUCAUAACGCACGAUGGACGUUAUCUCUUAACACAUUUCUUUAAACACUGCGCGUAGAUGUCCUCUACGACAAUACUGCUUUUAAAUUCCACUACUUAAAAUCAAACAGCGCGGAACACAUGCACAUUUCAUACAGUAAAUAUUAAGUAUAUUUAUUUGUGUUGUUUACAGUGGAUACGUAUAAUAAAUCCAGUUUAAGAAAUAAAACUUUUUUUUUUUUUUUUAAAUUACACAGUUAGUGUUCUUUGGUUACAGUUAUGGACAACAUAAACAUUUCUUUCUUUUUGUCUCCUUACAGGAACAUAUAGAAUGUACAUUUGUGCUUCAUGUCUUUCUGUGAAACAUCCCAUAUGUUUAAUACUGUAUUAUCAACACGCCCUCGUCGACUUACAGCACAAGAGAGCAGAUCUCUAAACACGGCCUCGGCGUUUUCCUCACCAAUUUGUACGCUCUGUGCCAAUUAGCUGAUUCCGUAAGAUUCGAUAUUCCCAUGCUGACACCAAUCUCGACAAACUUUUGGGAGGUCGGAAGGUCGGGGGUUCAAGCCACAGCACUUCCAAGCUGCCGCUGUUGGG
Molecule: messenger RNA, 2855 nt
Organism: Ictalurus punctatus (channel catfish)
Lineage: Eukaryota; Metazoa; Chordata; Actinopteri; Siluriformes; Ictaluridae
Gene: tex55
Product: testis expressed 55
Exons: 4
Coding region: 147-374 (75 amino acids)
Source: RefSeq, a predicted model, not a curated record